GCGUCUAUAGUCGCGAUUUUAAUAAGACGCAUUGAUCGACGAUGCCACCUCUGAGUCCAUCGAGUGAGUCAAGUGAAAGUUCGCAACACAUCCAGGAUUCUUCUGAGCAAUAUCUCUUGAGUGAUUUGUCGCACGCAGCCUCGUCAAGCUCCAACCUAAGACCUGCAGCUGGGUUUGAAGAACCGACCUUUCCAUCACCAACAAUACAAAAGAUCUCGAGUAAAGUAGAGACAAGAAACCACCGCCCAAAGUCAGACAACCAGCACAGCCUCGUCGAUGCAAUUCAACCAAACGAUGGCGAGAACGAACGAGAAGAAGAAUCCAAGAAGGCCAACAACUGGCGGGUCCGCGGCUUUGCAUCGAAAAAAGAUCUGACACUUUGGUUUCCUCAAAUCGGAGUGGAUGAGCACGAAAGCUGGCGCAUUUGGAUGUCUAAACGCAGUCAAGCACUUCUCCUCCACACCAUCACAGUCGCUGUUAUUUUGAUUGCGAAUUUUGCUCUCACCGUCUUCGCACUUUCGCAUUACACUCAUUUCAACGGCGUUGGUACCAUCUUCCAAGGUUCAUGUACGACCGCCAAGCAAUUGGAUCGUUGGCUACACUUACUCAUCAAUCUUUUGGGAACUGGCAUGCUCAUGGCAUCAAACUAUUGCAUGCAACUUCAAGCUGCACCGACACGAGCAAAUAUCGAUAGAGCCCACGAGAAUGAUACAUGGCUUGAUAUUGGAGUUCCAAGCUUGCGCAACUUUGCUUGGAUUGGCAAUUGGAGACGUGUUUCGUGGCUGCUUCUUGCUGCGAGCUCACUCCCUCUUCACUUGAUAUACAAUUCUGCGGUCUUCACGUCCCUAGCAUCAAGCGAUUAUACUGUUGCAGUUGUCAACAGUUAUUUCCUUAAUAGCACCUCGAGCUCAUGGAACCUGACCGCUGCAGCCAGUCGUGGACUUGGAGAUCCAGGUUUCAGUUGGGUUAUCGACGGUCAUCCAGGAUUCGGGUGGAAGAUACCGAUACUCACUCCGGAUGGUGUCAUCUCAGGGAUGCAACAGAAUGCCACCAACACGAAGCUGUAUACCCAAAUGAAUGUCUCUGACUGCUUCACGACAUACAGCGAUUAUUUCAUCGCUCUAGGUGAUGUGAUAAUCGUCACCAAGAAUGAUACUCGCCAUGUUCAGCAACAAAUGAACGAUACACUCCUAAUCCUUGCGUCCAUCAUCCCCAAUUCUGAUGGGUGGGCAAAGAAUCAAUGGGCCAUCGAAAAUGGGACUCAGGCAUCUACAAAAUAUAGGGCAAAACCUCCCAAUGGUCCUGUACAGACAUGGUAUCUUGGUCCAUCGUUCUAUGAGGUUGACUACUGCCUCGUUCAGCUUCCAUCUACCACCGCAGAUCGAUGCAGAUUCGAAUACUCGCCUCAAAUCAUGAUCACAGUUUGUAUCCUCAACCUCAUCAAGACUAGUAUAAUGCUCGUCGUUUGGUGGCUGCGGAAGUACCAGUGGACAUCGCGGAAGGAUCACGAGAAGCAUGUUCUGUAUACUCUUGGCGAUGCGAUUCAAUCUUUCGUUCGACACCCAGAACCCAAGACAGAGGACAUGUGCCUGGCCGGCAAAAGCGAUUUCAUAAGACGAAGGACUCGAAAGACAAGAUUCGUGAAGCCAGAGUUGGUGCUCUCAAAAGAGCCAAGGAAAUGGAAACAACAAGAACGACACUGGGCAUCCGCGGCCAGUGUCAGAAGAUGGGUAUUGUUGAUUUCAAUUUGUCUCCUUGUUCUUAUCGUGGCCUCUGCUUUACUGGGUAUUGCCGUUCAAGCGCUGGCUGCCAGAGGAUUCUCCACCAGCAUCUCAUCUUUGGCGAGUCUAGGUUUUGGUGCUUUGCAACCUUACACAUAUCUCAACAUCGGCCUACCUCGAACCGAUCCCGCCGGUCUCAUCUCCAAUAUUUUGAUUGCAAAUUUCCCACAAUUGGUUCUGUCCAUCUUAUACUUGUUCUACAAUGCCAUGAUGAGUUGCUUUCUUGUUCAGUUGGAGUUCAGCCAGAUGUAUAGGAAACGAAAGCCGCUUCGAGUUUCGGAACCUGAAGGAAUUCAACGUUCUAGCUACUUCAUCUCGUUGCCCUUGAAAUAUGGCAUACCGUUAUAUAUCUCAUCCGGUAUCAUGCAUUGGUUAAUAUCGCAAAGUUUGUUCUUGGCUCGGAUUACUGCUUUCUUUCCAGAUGGAAGUGUUGACGACGGAAGUUCCUUUUCGACGUGUGGCUAUAGUCCUAUUGCCCUAUUUACAACCAUACUCGUAGGUAUCACACUUGUCAUUGGAGUUGUAGCGCUCGGCUUUCGAAAGUACGAGGGGACUAUGCCUUUGGUAUCAACAAACAGCCUCGCGAUCAGUGCUGCUUGUCAUGCACUUCAAGAAGACAGGGGCAAUGAAGGCCAUCUAUUACCAAUGCAGUGGGGUGUAGUUUCGAUGAAAAAUGGUGUUGGGCAUUGCACUUUCAGCACAGCGCAUGAUAACGACCAGCCUGAUGAGAAGCAUACAUAUGUAUAA
Mollisia scopiformis is the source of this 2528-nucleotide messenger RNA. RefSeq lists its product as uncharacterized. The record is from RefSeq and is a predicted model, not a curated record. NCBI's taxonomy places the organism in Eukaryota, Fungi, Ascomycota, Leotiomycetes, Helotiales, Mollisiaceae. The transcript is spliced from 5 exons. The coding region runs from base 42 to 2528 and encodes 828 amino acids.